Molecule: messenger RNA, 456 nt
Organism: Naumovozyma dairenensis CBS 421
Lineage: Eukaryota; Fungi; Ascomycota; Saccharomycetes; Saccharomycetales; Saccharomycetaceae
Gene: MRPL50
Product: mitochondrial 54S ribosomal protein bL9m MRPL50
Exons: 1
Coding region: 1-456 (151 amino acids)
Source: RefSeq, a predicted model, not a curated record
AUGUUCAAACCAUCCAGGAUAUGCCUCAGUAGUUUCUCCAAACGUACCAAAAGAGUCCAAGUCCAACUCUUGAAAGAUUUCCCCAUGUUCCAUCUAUUUAAGGGCCAAGUUACCAAAGUGAAACCAUCAUUCAUGAGGAACUUUUUACAUCAUGGGAAUGGUGCUAAAUAUAUCCUAGAUGACAAGAAAGAUAUUGAUCCCCUGCUCUUGGCAAGUUAUCAGGAGAGACAAGCUGAGAUAGAAUUGAUGAAUGCCAAGGCAGCUGCAUCAGCUUCGCCAGCAAUAACGAUGAGUACUAAUAGCGUAUCACCACUGACAAGGACAGAUCUUGAAACCCUGAAGCAACUGAUGUUAGAAAAGAAAGAGAAAGACGACGAAAAACAUGAGAAAAAAGAAAAGGGUAUUAAUCCUGAUAUAACGUUGGAAAAUGUGAAAAUCCCUGGUUUGGAUCUUUAA